CUUGAUGGCACGUGCACAGAGGUCUUCUGCGAGACGUCUGUCUGGAGGUGAUGAGAGAUCUGAUUAGUUGAGGAGAAUUAGGGGCCGUACCAGAAUGUGGUCUCAUCAUUUAUAAGCAUCUUGAAAAUGUAUAGCAUAUCUCUGCAGUUUAUGGUGUGAGAAGUUGCAACCAACUACGAAAUCGGCCGGUCAUGGAGGGCAAUGGGUGCGAUGAACAUCGGAAUUAUGAAAUACUUGCAGAGAUAGGCGAAGGCGCAUAUGGCAAAGUGUACAAGGCCAGAGAGGUCCGCGAUCAACAGCGACUCGUAGCGGUGAAGAAGUUGAACAUACCCGGACACACGGAGAGUGGGAUCCCUGCUUUCAUGAUCCGAGAGGUGGCGCUCUUGCGUAAGAUCGGGUAUUUCAACCAUCCCAACAUUGUAAAGUUGUUGGAUGUAUCUGCUGGUCUGAAGAACAGGAGUUUGGACCUGAUGCUGGUGUUUGAGUACAUCGACCAAGACCUGUCUACCUUCCUCACCACGGUCCCCAGCACUGGACUGAGUCUUGACAAAAUUAAGGAUGUGAUGGUGCAGCUGCUGCAAGGGCUGGACUUCCUGCACACCAACAUGCUGGUGCACCGCGACCUGAAGCCGGAGAAUGUACUGGUUAGUAGCCGUGGAGAGGUGAAGAUCGCUGACUUUGGGCUGGCGCGCAUCUACACCUAUCACAUCGCCCUUACACCCUGUGUGGUGACACUGUGGUACAGGGCCCCCGAGGUGCUGCUCCACUCUGGUUACAUGUCCUCCGUGGACAUGUGGAGCGCUGGCUGCAUUUUUGCCGAACUAUUCCUUUUGAGACCGUUGUUCCGUGGAUACACUGAGGCUCAGCAGCUCCAGAAAAUCUUUGAGGUGAUUGGCUUGCCCAGCGAGGAGGACUGGCCCAGGGAGAGCCCCAUCUCAUACUCUCGUAGCUGGUGCCCCAGAGACCCCUGCACACAGCUCUUAUCCAACCUGGGCCAGGAGGAGAACAACCUACUCCUUCAAUGUCUAGAGUUCAGCCCGACCAAUCGCAUCUCAGCUUCCAGAGCCCUCUCCCACCCUUUCCUGGUGUGCGCCUGAGGACUCAUAACCUGGCAGGAUGUGGAGAGGAUGAAGGAGAGCUGGGACAGAGGUUCAUUUCCCUUGGAAUCCUUUUACCUAGCCUAUAGAACACUGAGGGUUCUCGUGCCGUAAGAUCCAAUGUACCUGUAUCGAAAUGUAUAAUUUUUUGGAAUGGAAAUAAAAGUGAAAAUAUUUAGAAGGUAAAUCUGCAGGUUAAGCAAUAAAGUGGGCACCAUGCCACUGUUUUGGUAAAAAGUUGAGAGAUGGGGGUGGAGAAAUUGAACUAAUCUCAAAUUCAUAGACAGAGCUAAGGAUGCAAAGACUGACCAUCUAUGAUAUAAAAAUUAUAGAUUUAACUGUGUUUUAAAGCUAUAUAGUGUUUGUUAACAUUAUGUACAAACAAUGAAGUUAAACAGGCUUAUUUAUUGGGCUCCGAUGGGGUGCGACAGUUGAACUAAGCUAAUUAGGUAUUUAUAAGUUAUAUUCUUUAACAAUCAAUGGGUAUAUAUCAUCAAUUUAAAAGUCAAAACAUUUAUGUAGUGUUGCCCCUUUAAAGGUAAUUUGUUCUCAACAUGAAUAUCCAAAUCUUGACUGGUUUUAUCUGAAAUGCAUUUCUGAAGACUAGUUUCGUAUUAUGAAAAAACACAUUUAUAUCAAGCGAUGUAGAAACUGCGAUUCUUAUGGCAUGAAAACCCAAAGUGGAAGGAAAAGGAAAGUUUAUAGUAAUUUAAAUUACAACAAAUAUAUUGCUUUACUACAACAAAUUAGUUUAUAGCUAGAAUUCUUAAUUGCUACAUCUAUUU
Molecule: messenger RNA, 1882 nt
Organism: Salmo salar (Atlantic salmon)
Lineage: Eukaryota; Metazoa; Chordata; Actinopteri; Salmoniformes; Salmonidae
Gene: cdk21
Product: cyclin-dependent kinase 21
Biological process (GO): regulation of G2/M transition of mitotic cell cycle; protein phosphorylation; signal transduction
Cellular component (GO): cytoplasm; nucleus; cyclin-dependent protein kinase holoenzyme complex
Molecular function (GO): ATP binding; cyclin binding; cyclin-dependent protein serine/threonine kinase activity
Source: RefSeq, a predicted model, not a curated record